GUAAUGGUGUUUCUACUCGUAAAUAAAAUAUCUCAAACAGAGACCAUGAAAAAAUGGCUUAAAGUGUUGUACCAAUAUGGUGACGACGGAAAGUCAGGAUUUGCAGACGAAAUGUCAUAAUCUGAACGGAAAGGUGAAUUAGUCCUUCAAGUUCAGUAAAAUAUCGUUAUUUUCAGUAUUGGACUGCCAAAGAUUCGGGCUAAAUAACGUUGGACGUAAUGCUUUUUAUAGACGCCAAUGCCGUGAAUAGGUUCAUUGUUCUGUUAGCAGGUUUUGUUGUUGUCUCCCACAUGUCUUCACUUCCUGUUGAAGAUGAUUCGAUGAAAUCAGCAACAUUCACGUCUCUGGAAUCUGUAUUUACCAACAAGCGAAUUAACACAGACCUGAUCGCAGAAUUUACGAAUAUAAUGAAAAUUGCAUGCAUGGGUGAGUGUUUGAGUGACUUAAAUUGUGAUUCGGUUGGUUACCAUAGUGGCCAAAAGAAAUGUCGUCUACACGAUGUAAUAGUUUCCGGUUCCGGAGGAGUCACUGAAAGUGGAUGGGAAUAUUAUUCCAUGCAGGAAGAUUUCUGCUCGCAAGAAAAUUUUGUUCACAACCGGAUACUGGACAUAUGCUACUACAUUCCUCCAGGAAGCCAUACGUGUCCCGACGCGAUAGCAAUUUGUUCCAAUUUUUCUGCAAAUUUACUGACGGUGGACAGCCAGGCUAAGCAGGAUUGGACGCACGACUUAUGCGUGAGCGAAAACAUCGAUGGGACUUUCUUCGACGCUUUCCUGGAUAGUCACCUAUCUGUGUGGAAGCUAGGGAAAACUGGCAUGGAGCUGACGUACACGUACUGGGACGGCGGAGAACCGGAUAACUUUGGCCACUGCAUAGGAACCAAACCUUACCAUGGCUGGGAAUGGCAUGACUACCCAGUGGAAUGGACGGCUGGAAUUAUAUGCGAGAUCCGCCGUCCUUAAAAUGGGGCGCCGUAAAUUUAUAGUAAAAAUGUAAACUGAUAGUGUUAUAGCUGAUAAAGCUAGCACUUACUGUAGAGAACUCAAAACAAACAACCCGACUCUUUGAAUGGCGGACUAGGACUAACUUCAUUACCGAAGAUAUUAGAGAGUUUCACAUCAAGGGCGAUAACUCGUGAAGGCUAAGUCAAUACUAUUAUACUUACCAGUAACCCCAAAUUACCUUUUAUGACAGCUGUUAUCUCCCUAAUCAGGCAAUGCAGUGACAAACUCGUUUGUAUUGUUCAAACGUUCGUCUAAGGAUGACGACAACCGCAUGUACGAGGGCCUACUUCGAGCGCUUACUAUAGACCUAUCCACAUAGCUUUAUUUGAGUUAUCGCCCCUAGUACGGCGAUAGUGGCGCCUGGAUUAAAGCAACUUCCGGUUAAGGUAACGAUCGAAGCAUGGUACGAGAGGAGCAGUCAUCAUACUUUUCGUCGAAAACAUGUUUAUAUGAAAAGAAGUGAAGAGUUUCAUGUGGCGUUGCAGGCUCUUUGACUAUUAUUUAAACAACUUGACAGCAUUUUAUAAACUGUCGAGUCACAUUUACUAAAGAAACGCCCGAUUGUAAGUCGCCGGACAUUGAUGAUUUCCGUGAUAAUGACACUUGGGUUGUUUACUUUGUUGACAGCGGCGAAUAUUGUUUGAUUCCUUGAAUUUACAUCGAACAUAAUUACGGAACGAGGGACCCGAUACUGAAGUUGUGGCACGCUGUUCUUAUGCUAUUAAUUCUAAACAUUGUCAAUAAAUAUAUUUUUUACAGUCAAAAUGACAGUCAAUUAUCCGAUGAUAUCUCUGAUAUUACAAUGUGUUGUUUCCGAUUAUAUAUAUAAAAAAACGUAUUAACAGAACCACGGAACAAUAUGAUUUCCAAUAGACGAUAAUGUUAACGUUUAUCACUGUCCUGCUUAAGUGGAGUUUUUUUUAAACACUGGUCUACUAGCCCUUAUUUUGAAGAAUGUCA
Pecten maximus is the source of this 1964-nucleotide messenger RNA. RefSeq lists its product as uncharacterized. The transcript is spliced from 3 exons. Bases 219 to 962 code for a protein of 247 amino acids. NCBI's taxonomy places the organism in Eukaryota, Metazoa, Mollusca, Bivalvia, Pectinida, Pectinidae. The record is from RefSeq and is a predicted model, not a curated record.